This is a messenger RNA of Durusdinium trenchii, 250 nucleotides long. The record is from the annotation of a GenBank genome assembly. Lineage: Eukaryota; Dinophyceae; Suessiales; Symbiodiniaceae.
GUGGCGCGACCGGGCCUGGACGAACAGCGCGAAAGCGACGGGCCCUUUGGCCCUCGAGAACAAGGUCGCAGAAGGGUCUGAUGGCCGAGUUGGUCUGCCGCUGCGCGGUCUGCUGAUGCUGCGCGGACUGAUGUCAACCGGACCUCCUGGAGAGGCACUCAACGAGGAAUUUCGCUGGGCAGUUGCACAACGAGGCUUGGAGCUGGGUAUGACGGCCGGGCGCGACGUCGCCCCGGCGCGUAAGAGGUGA